AUGGAGCAGAGUGUGCAGCAGCAAGGACCAACACUCUCAGGGCCUUCCAGGAGCAGAUGGACUGACCCUGACAUCAGGAUCUUCCUGCAGGAGUGGGAAGUAGUAGAAGCGGAAAUAGGCCACCCAGGCAGAAAAAUUCACAAGAAGACCAGGGCUCUUUGCCAGGGACUCUUUCACAGGGGCCUGAAGAAGUCAUGGCAAAGCUGUUUCGACCUGCUGGUCAGUCUGCAGUAUCUGCACAGGAAACUAUGUAGCGAGAGACCCAGGACAGAACCCUUGUUUUCUCCGUAUGCCGAGGCCCUGUAUAGGAUCCUGGGCCAUAGACCCCAGGGAAGCUAUUUCCCAGGGCCUUCCCGGAGCAGAUGGACUGACCCUGACAUCAGGAUCUUCCUGCAGGAGUGGGAAGUGGUAGAAGCGGAAAUAGGCCACCCAGGCAGAAAAAUUCACAAGAAGACCAGGGCUCUUUGCCAGCGACUCUUUCACAGGGGCCUGAAGAAGUCAUGGCAAAGCUGUUUCGACCUGCUGGUCAGUCUGCAGUAUCUGCACAGGAAACUAUGUAGCGAGAGACCCAGGACAGAACCCUUGUUUUCUCCGUAUGCCGAGGCCCUGUAUAGGAUCCUGGGCCAUAGACCCCAGGGAAGCUAUUUCCCAGGGCCUCCCAAAUAUGGAGCUGGUUAUCCCCUGUAUCCGAUGGACCCUCAACUUCCAAUGGUGAUACCAUCUGCCCCGUACCAGCCUUGCCAUUAUGGCUUUCCUGCACCUUCUCCAAGGCUUCAAGGCUACCAAUGGUCUAUGAUGUCUUGUGGGCAUUCCGGCCAUCCAGCCUUCCUUUUCGGCUGCACAACCCCUUCCUGCUCACGUCCUAGAGACUCCAGUGUCAACCAACAGUGCUUGACUCCUGAUGACACCCAAGGCCCUCAGGGAAUUCAGUGGAGAUUGCUGUGUUUUCUCUAG
This is a messenger RNA of Phodopus roborovskii (desert hamster), 954 nucleotides long. RefSeq lists its product as uncharacterized. The record is from RefSeq and is a predicted model, not a curated record. The transcript has 4 exons. Lineage: Eukaryota; Metazoa; Chordata; Mammalia; Rodentia; Cricetidae. Bases 1 to 954 code for a protein of 317 amino acids.